UCUAUUUGUGUCACACUUUUGAACGUUUUUCAUUUAGUAAUAGACGGCACUUGGUGUAGUCAUAAGCUUAAUUAAUAAAAUUAAAUAAUGGGAUUGUUACAAGUUUGCGUGUACGUGUUAUUAAUAAUACAUUUAUCAAGGACCCAGGAGCCUGCAAACCAUUACGACGUGUCUGUUCAGCGUUUCGUACGACAAAAUCCAGACUUUUUUCAAGAUCUAAUGGCUCAAUUUCAGCGUAUGAACGAUCAAGUAACUCAACAAUGGGUUCCAGCUUUGAGUCAAAUUAGUGAGGGAUUUCAACAGGGAGCACCUUUGCUCCAGCAAAUGCCGCUGCUUGGUCAGUCUCUAGCUGAAAGUAUUCUAAGUAGUUCGGAUUCUUUGUUAGGGGCAUUUAGUAGAUCAAACGGUGAUGAAGAUGAUGGUGAAACUGGCAUUCAGCAAACACCAGCGUCGCAAAAAGACAAGGAACAGAGUGAAGGACGACAGCAACCCAAACAACCAUUGGAUGUGAUUUGGGGCACACCUUUAUUGGGAUUGCAGAGUUUUAUGCAAAAUCCGCCUCCACCUUUCAACUAUAAUCCUUUUAUUCCAGCUUGGCCCAAUCAAAGGCAGCAAGCAUCCGCUUCUGAAAUGUCCGAAGUUCGAGUUAAGCCCGACAUUGUCGACCCAACUUAUAGAUUUAGUCGCAAAACGACGCGAGCUAACAAGCCAGGAGAUAUGCAAAACUAUCCAUUUUCUAACGCGGAAAUAUUAAAAAAAAAUAUGCCUUUACUAUGGCUUCAUCUCACUAAAUCAAAAUCGGUGAAUUCUAACAAACCCAAGGAUAAAGAAACACAGGCGAAAUUGUCUACCGUUGAAGACGAACUUGUUUUGGAAUUAAAAUACCUACAAAAAGUUGUCAAAUUAGCUAACCAAGCGAAGCGGCUUAAGCCUUAUGGCACUAGUGCGAGUAUUUCCAAAGCCCUAUCUCUGAGUGACAUUUCCGUUUAUAAAAUAACAAUGGGGGACAUUGAAAAAGCUUUGAAAGACGAGGAUGUUCUGACUAUUUUGCACACAUUAAAUCAAUAUCGUCACACCAUACCCAACAAGCGUCAAAUUUCAUCAAAUGAUCUUCUACAGAUGCUUUCCGCAGAAGAUUUAAUGAAAAUUAUUAGUCACAACUCCCGGAUGUCGCCUAAAGUUGAAAACAAUUGGAUGAAAGGCGAAGAAGCCUUAAAGUCAAAUGAAUUGGAAAUGAGUACCCAUAAUAUCGAUAAUAUGAAGUAUUUGGUAAACGAAGGUGCUAUUGGAAAAUCUAUGUCAAUGUUGCACAAUCCCGCGCUCAGUUAUUGGCCCGGUCUUCAACCAAUAGAGCGACAGCCUACUGUAAAUCCGUCUCCAUUUCCCACCCAAUGGCCGCCAUCUCAACUUAAACAAUUCACCCAAACAGUAGUGUUUCCACCACAAUACCGGAUGGGACGAGCUUUGACUCAACUUCCACAACAAAGCUCGAGACAAGUGAUGCAAUCGCUACACAUGUUUGAACCCAAACUGCGACAACAACAACAGGACAUACAACAGCUGACACCUGUAGUUAAUACACCCGGCGAACUUGAGCAACGACAUUGGAGGAACAGAGCUAUGAUGCAGUUACCUCAACAAUCUUUGCCAACAAGUGAUCCCGUCCUGAGACAAAUGCAGAACGAUUUUCCCGUAGUGUCACAACCAUCCCAACAACAAUUAGCUGAGAUUAAAAGAAUUGACACCAUAAAUCCGCAGCAUAAACCUAAAAAAAACCCUAUUUCAGCAGAGCUUGAUUCUAAUAGAACAGGCAUGGAACCACAACUUCCCAAUGAAGACGAUUUGACGAACGAAAGACCUGACACCAUAAAUCCACAGCAUAAACCUAAGAAAAACCCAACUCCACCAGAGCUUGAUUCGAAUAGAACAGGCGUAAAAACACAAUCUCCCAAUCAAGGCAAUCUGAAGAAAAACGAACAAAAAAUCAACCAUGCAGGCCAUCGUAAGAAGAUGCCCGAAAAUACCCGGCAUAGCAGUAACCUGUACGGAACAGCUUAUGACAAUUAUGAUUUCUUAUACUAUCCUCAAGUUUAUACGAAACUACAACACACAAAUAACAACAAAUUAGACCGAAUCCCUUGCCCAAUAGUUGUUAACAACUAUUACGGCGACUGCUCUACAACGCCCACAAACAACUUAAAUACUCUAGCAACUAGCCAUAGCGGCAACAACAAUGAUCCCGCUUCACAUCUCUCCACUACGACUCUAUGUACUGAAACUAACACUGAUAGCUACAACGAUUUUCCUGUGACUGCCGCCUCUGCGCUUUUCGGCCCUACUCGUUCCAAUAUUAAUAAUUUGGUCACGCAGCGUACUCACAUUAAUGCCAGUCCCUAUAAAAUGGCCAUCGGAGAUGACGAAAUAUUUAAAAUGCUUCAAGAAAAUAAAGCUUUGCCGAAUUCAAUGAUGAUAACUGCUACUCAUACGCAGAGACAGCAACAUUCAAUGCCUGAAAGGGAUAAGCAGCAAGGACAACAAAACAUUUCUUUUUCAAAUAAACAGGAAACCAGCCAUAACCAUCCACCUAUAUCAUCGCCGUCAUUACCAUCAACCUCAUCCGAUGCUGGAUUUAAACCCGAGACACCCGAAGAACGGACGUUUACUCAUUUUAGUCCUUUUCUAAUGAAACCAUUCAUCGGUUUACCGCCCAUCAAACAUCAUAACGAUCCUUGGCUGCAUAAACCAUACAAUUUGCAUAAACCGAUCUUCCAUAAACUCACUACAAGUCAUUUUUCACCUUUAAAACGUUUUAAAAGAUCAACAACCUCUUCCACUUCUUCUCAUAUAAAUGUGUUAACACCCGAUUUACUGAAACGUUUAUUAACACUGAAUAUGAAUUUUGAAAAAAGAUUUCCAAUUUUAUACAAGGUACUAAUGGGUCACUACACAAACGACAAAUAUACUGAAUUAACAAUAACGCCACCAAUUGUCGUUGGGAACAUGUCGAAUCCGAAUCUAGUUGAGAAGGAAAAAUCCGGGACUAAAGAAAGUGAGGAGGUUCUCUUAUUAUUACAAAAAUUAAAAAAAAAAAAUUUUUCAAAUCUCCUAAGACAAGAAGGACAAAGUGAUCAAAAAACUUCGACUCAAAAUUUGGAUAAUUUGUUUAUUUGGGAUCAGGACUUCUAGCUACUCUUGAAAUUUUAUAUAAACCUAAAACGUAAAAAGUCAUUACAUUGUAGUGAAAAUGAUUUCAUCAUUAAUCAAAUAA
This is a messenger RNA of Glossina fuscipes, 3268 nucleotides long. Its product is annotated as defective chorion-1 protein, FC125 isoform-like. Lineage: Eukaryota; Metazoa; Arthropoda; Insecta; Diptera; Glossinidae. The record is from RefSeq and is a predicted model, not a curated record. Gene Ontology annotation, molecular function: structural constituent of egg chorion. The transcript is spliced from 3 exons. Bases 88 to 3186 code for a protein of 1032 amino acids. Gene Ontology annotation, cellular component: egg chorion; extracellular region. Gene Ontology annotation, biological process: chorion-containing eggshell formation.